Molecule: messenger RNA, 682 nt
Organism: Bombus terrestris (buff-tailed bumblebee)
Lineage: Eukaryota; Metazoa; Arthropoda; Insecta; Hymenoptera; Apidae
Gene: Obp11
Product: general odorant-binding protein 99a
Exons: 5
Coding region: 63-569 (168 amino acids)
Molecular function (GO): odorant binding
Source: RefSeq, a predicted model, not a curated record
GUUCCUGACGUGCGUGGUCGAAAUUGUAAUAUUUUCAUCGACGGCAACGAAUUACCGGAGAAAUGAGAGCCGCGGCAGUUUGGAUGUCUUUGAUUUGUCUUCUAACGCUGCGAUUCGUUUUCGUCCACGGAGGUACCAUAUCCUCGGAUCCCGACGACUUCAGGAGAAUGACAUCCGUACAUAGAAAGAAGUGUAUCGUCGAAAGUAAGACGACGCUUGAGGCCAUCGAAGCUACGGAAUACGGAGAAUUUCCUGACGAUGAGAAUCUGAAAUGUUACUUUAAAUGCGUUCUGGAAAAGUUCAACAUGAUGGACAAGAAUGGUAAAAUAAGAUACAACAUACUGAAACAAGUAAUUCCAAAUGUUUACAAAGAAAUAGGUCAUGAAAUGAUCGAUAGUUGCAAGGACGUCGGUAAGUAUUCCAUCGAUUGUAUCGACCGCGAGUUUAUCUGUUAUAAAUCUACUAUUUUGAUAAUUAUUUCUUUAGACGCAGAAGAUAAAUGCGAAAAAACUUUCAUGUUCAUGAAAUGCAUGUACAACGUCAAUCCUAUAGCGUUUAUUGCUCCGUGAUCAACCAUAGAAGUACCAUGUUAUCAUUUGGACAAUCGUUAUUGUACCGAAACGUAACAAAGUAAAAUUAUGUUUAUUAUAUCAGCAUAAUAAAAAUAUAAUUAUCUAUGAGA